AGGAGGAGCGGGCCGGGCCGGGCCGGGCCGGGAAGGAGGAGCGGGCCGGGCCGCCACGUGGCGCCGCUCGAGGCGCGGGAGGGCGGGCAGAGCAUCUUCUCGCGACCGCGGGUCGGCAGCGGGGGUCCCGCGCGCGGCGGGUCGGCGUGGCCCUCGGCUCCGGAGCUCCAGGCCCGCGCCCCUCCCGGCGGGUCUCCCCUCCUCCCGGCCUCGCCGCCGCCCCCGCCAGGAGCCGGGCGGUGUCUUCUUGCCGCAGGGAAAUCAGACCCGAAAUUAGAACCGGGGGAAGCCCUUAGCCAGCUCGCGUGUCUUAGAUCGGGUGAACUUGAAAAAGAUAGAUUCUCUUACAGCUCGGUUCGCUUUAGGGCGCGGGGUUCCAUUGCCACUCGCGGGGCACAUGUCAGAGAACCGUGGCUUUCCCGACCCCGGGCUGUCCUUCGGGCACGUGGCCGCUGCGAGGGGCGCGGCCUCACGGCCGUCGGGUCCGAACUGCGAACAGGUGCCUGUUCCUCCAGGUCCCGCCCAGGCGCGUCCGGAGGGCGCCCGGGGCAGUCCGUGCGCGCCAGCCUUCUUUACGCGACACUUGCAAACUAUGUGAAGACCCACUUUAAGAAGGUUCAUUCCUCUGUGAUGGAGAAGUACGAAAAAAUUGGGAAAAUUGGUGAAGGAUCCUACGGCGUUGUUUUCAAAUGCAGAAGCAGGGACACGGGUCAGGUUGUGGCCAUCAAGAGGUUUCUGGAAUCAGAAGAUGACCCGGUCAUCAAGAAAAUCGCCCUUCGCGAAAUCCGCAUGCUCAAGCAACUCAAGCAUCCCAACCUUGUGAACCUGAUCGAAGUCUUCCGGCGGAAGCGGAGGCUGCACCUGGUGUUUGAGUACUGCGACCGCACGGUUCUGCACGAGUUGGACAGAUACCAAAGAGGGGUACCAGAGCAUCUCGUGAAGAGCAUAACUUGGCAGACAUUGCAAGCUGUGAAUUUUUGCCAUAAACACAAUUGCAUACAUAGAGAUGUGAAGCCAGAAAAUAUCCUCAUCACAAAACAUUCAGUGAUUAAGCUGUGUGACUUCGGAUUUGCUCGACUUUUGACUGGACCAAGUGACUACUACACAGACUACGUGGCUACCAGGUGGUACCGCUCCCCUGAGCUGUUGGUGGGGGACAUGCAGUACGGCCCCCCAGUAGAUGUUUGGGCAAUUGGCUGUGUCUUUGCUGAGCUGCUGUCAGGGGUGCCUCUGUGGCCAGGAAAAUCCGAUGUGGAUCAGCUCUAUCUGAUCAGGAAAACCUUGGGAGAUCUCAUCCCUAGGCACCAGCAAGUAUUUAGCACCAAUCAGUACUUCAGUGGGGUGAAAAUUCCAGACCCUGAAGAUACGGAACCACUUGAAUUAAAAUUUCCAAACAUCUCUUAUCCUGCCCUGGGGCUCUUGAAGGUAAAAUCAUGGUUUCCAGCCAGCCAGGAAGCACACAGCCUCUGUUCUCCCUGGGGAAUCCACAGAUUGAAAAGUGUUCCUUUCAGAAUUCUUCUCCUUUCAAAAGGCUGUCUUCACAUGGAUCCUGCUGAGAGACUGACGUGUGAACAGCUGCUGCAGCACCCAUAUUUUGACAGCAUCAGAGAAAUAAGGGAUUUGGCAAAAUAUGACAAACCAACAAGGAAGACCCUGAGACAGAAUCCAAAGCACCUGCCUGGGUUUCAGAACCUACCUCAGUUGACUGGCAGCAGCAUCCUUCCAGCUUUGGAUAAUAAGAAGUACUACUAUAAUACCAAGAAACUUAACUACCGUUUUCCAAACAUUUAAGGAGCUUGGAGAUGGAUGAAAAAAAAGAACUGAUCAAUAACCCCCAAGAAAAUAAAACAUACAUUUGACUGAAGACCAUGACAAUGUUGAGAAAACAUAAGUAACUAACUGGAGGAAGACACUUGGCAAGAUGUGAAGGGAAAUUCCAGAAGCAAUCUUCCAUGCUUGAUGAUGGUAUCCAGAACAGAAAGGAAAAACUCGUUUUGAUUUCCACUUGUGUUUUUGUUGUAUCUAAGUAGCUGGACUUAUGGACAGAAAUAUAAGUAGUAUCUACUGCCCAUUCCUCUCGCAAAACUAGUCACGUAAAAAGGAUUUAUGCUUCAGUUGUACAAUGUGCAACAAGUGAAAAAUAGAUUACAAAACACCCAAAUGUAUUUCCUUGGAUCCUAUCUCCUGCUUUUUCAGAUUGCUUCAACAUCAUAUUUAAAAAGUUUUUGUUCUUGAAAUCAAAAUACUUAAAAUCCCACUUCCUGUUUGCUCUAUCUCUUGGUUUUUAAAAAUGUAAACCAUUUUUUGGAAUAUUUAAGAGUUGUUCAAAAUAUUUAAUAUCAUGGAUUAUCACAAAAGACUAGCAUAUGCUUAUAUAUUUAGUGAUAUGUUUAUAGAUAUUUUCCCCAUGUACUUUUGUCUUUACCUUUAGUAAAGGAUGCAUCAUCGUCACUUUUUCAGGCAAGAUGGAUUUACUAUAUCCAUCUACAUUUGUUCACCCAGUUCCCCUUGCUAACAAUGGCAUGAAGAUUGGCAGCUGCCAAGGUGAUCAAGAAGUAGAACAAAACCUAUAGGGUUGGCAAGAACUACACCUGCCAGCCUAAAAGCAUUUAUAACUUCAUGCUCUCCAGCUCAGCCUCAGGCUUGGAGACAGAUCUGCAGGUAGGGCUAUAGGGAUCUGGGUUUUGGAAGAAAUUGCUUGUGAGCUUUUACUUGGGUCAUGAAAGACAUUAGGUUGUAAACCUAAUAUAUAUACACACAGGGUGGGGCAAAAGUAGAUUUACAGUUGCUUGUAUAGAAAACAAUACAAUAAUAAUAUAAGAAUAAACCAAGUUUCAUGUAUUCAUAACUGUAAACCUACUUUUGCCCCACUGUGUGUGUGCGUGGGUACACUAUGAUAACUAAUAAUAAAAAUGUAGUCUAGCCCUAACUGGUUUGGCUCAGUGGAUAGAGCGUCAGCCUGCGGACUGAAGGGUCCCAGGUUCGAUUCCGGUCAAGGGCGUGUACCUGGGUUGCGGGCACAUCCCCAGUAGGGGAUGUACAGGAGGCAGCUGAUCGAUGUUUCUCUCUCAUCGAUGUUUCUAACUCUCUAUCCCUCUCCCUUCUUCUCUGUAAAAAUCAAUUAAAUAUAUUUUUAAAAAAUGUAGUCUAAGUGCUGAUGGGUGGUAAAGAUCGUCAGCCUGAGCAUUGAAGGGUCUCAGGUACCACUUCCGGUCAAGGGCACAUACCUGGGUUGCAGAUUGGAUCCCUGGCCUGACCUGGUUGGGGUGUGUGCAGGAGGAACUAAUUGAGUGUCUCUCUCAUAUCAAUUUGUCUCUCUCACUUUCUCUCCCUCCCUACCUUUCUUCCACUCGCUCUCUAAAAACCAAUGGAAAAAAUAUCCUCCAGUGAGGAUUAAAAAAAAAAGUAUUACUAAGGAUUCCUAGCUUUGCACAGUGAUACUUAAAAUGACAAAAUUAGCUCUGCUUUGGCCUAUUGCUCCUAUUCAAACAGCUUUUUCAUCCUUGUCACCUGGACACAAGGGCAAUAUAAAAUUCUGUUUCUUAUAACUCAGCCAUUUUUGGUUGAUGUGAUGCUCCUAUUUCCUAGCAGUUCUCAGCCAUGGUUUUAAACGUUGUAUUUGACUGUAUCUUCGAAACAUUUCUUCUACACCCUCAGUUUACUGCUAUGUUAAUUUUCUUCAUGAGAGCAUAUGGCCUUAUUACUUACAGCUAAGUAAUCCACCAAAUUCUGACAACUGUUCAAUCAUUUUGGCUGCCCAGCCAAUUUAAUGAUAUCCAUAGUCUUCCUCAUGUAUGUAGCUUCUUGCGUAGAGCUGAUAGUAAGCUGACUAAUCCCAGUAUUAUCUAAUUCUUGUUAUGUAGCCUUGAUUCAAAGGACAAAGAAGGAUAUCCAACUUCUGUGACUAGUUUACAUUUGGUGUUUUUCUUCUUUUCCUUAACACAAAACAAUGCACUUGACAAGGCAGAUGACUAUAACUGCAUAAUUAAUCUAAUAGUUUUACAGAAAACCACUCAGAAUAGAAAAGUAGCUCCAGACUAAACUGUGGUGAAUCAGUUGCUUCAUCAUACGGUAAUCAAACAAAUGAGACAGGAGUGCUUAUUGUUUAUGAGUUCUAUAAAUGUAUGCUUAUGUUUAACCAUAUCUGUAAUCCUUUCUUCACAUGGAAUCACCACUGUUUCACGUGAAACUAUUCUAUAUCCUUGUCUUUUUUGUAAAUGUACUAAUUUCUGAUUUUUUUAAAAUGACAGUGGCAAUUAUAUUAGUAAAUAGUGUAUCAUUUAUGGUAUGUGCUAUUUAUACAAGCUAGUUUCUGAACACAAUUAAAAUUCAUUUUUCUACCUAAA
This is a messenger RNA of Myotis daubentonii (Daubenton's bat), 4346 nucleotides long. It is a transcript of the gene CDKL1, whose product is annotated as cyclin dependent kinase like 1. Gene Ontology annotation, molecular function: ATP binding; protein serine/threonine kinase activity. The record is from RefSeq and is a predicted model, not a curated record. Gene Ontology annotation, biological process: protein phosphorylation. Gene Ontology annotation, cellular component: nucleus. NCBI's taxonomy places the organism in Eukaryota, Metazoa, Chordata, Mammalia, Chiroptera, Vespertilionidae.